Molecule: messenger RNA, 1167 nt
Organism: Penicillium angulare
Lineage: Eukaryota; Fungi; Ascomycota; Eurotiomycetes; Eurotiales; Aspergillaceae
Exons: 1
Coding region: 1-1167 (388 amino acids)
Source: RefSeq, a predicted model, not a curated record
AUGUUGGGCGGGUUUCUAGCAUGGAUUUUCUGUCUUUUUGAACCUUUUGCCGACUAUUGUAUACCCCCUAUUCAACCCCAAGAGCGUCUCCGGCGACCGUGGCAAGAUAUCAUUACCGGCGUCUAUGGUCACCCACCUCUUUUAAAGAUCCAUAACCGCGACGGAGCCGUGAGCUGGAGUUUCCACCGUGAUGAUGUCACACAGUCGCUUCCUGACGAUGUCCAUACAUGUCUCUUUGCCAACUCCAACGAUGCUACCGAAGUCAAAUAUCUGAACAACGGCACCAGUGUCGGCGCUGUGUACAGUGAUCUUAUCCUUGUUAUGAACCAUACACCCAGGAAUGCGGCCACCGACAAGCUUAUAACUUUUGCGCUUUGUAGAAGAAACGAUUAUCUUUGGAACGCGCAUACUCUCGAACCUCUGCCGGGCAAUCUACUUGCUGUAGGUACCACUGGCCAACGAGCUUGGGACGGUAUUCUUGUUUAUAAUGCGAGCGCUGCCAAUAAUCUUAUGGCAAACCCUCCAAUCCUCCAAAAUAUCACUGGUCUAAGAGCUAUACAUGGUUUGAUUUGGGACGAACAAGGGCAAAUGCUGUGGGCAGCGGGUACAGAUGUCGCAGCAGACGGUUCCGAUCCAGCCCCUGCUUAUGGAACUAUCGUUGGAUAUCCUUGGGACUCUAGCACGGGUCUCUUAUCGAAAGAUGAUCGUUAUAUCUAUAAACUACCCGAGGCAUACCGGGUCGAAACAGAAUGGGGCAAGGGGUAUUCCUGGUGGGCCGGGUUGCACGACCUAGUGCCCAUCCCUGGUCAGCGGAAGUUUAUAGUGUCGGAAGACCGUGGGCUACACGCUUUUGAUAUCGAGUCAGGCCGAUUUACAGAACAUUAUGAGAAUGUUACCAAUAAAUAUCUACAAGGGUUUGAGGUUACAACUGAUGAUCGACAUGGGUAUACCGGUGACGGGAAGUGGGAAGAACUGCCUCAGUCUGACCUGAAGAGUUUCAAUAUUGCACCCGAUGGCAGCUUCAUCUAUGUGCAGUCAUUGUGGACCAAAUUUCGUGGCUUCCACACAAGUUUGGUCGUUCACGGCAAGAGACGUAAGAUCAAUAUCGGCGAUGAGAUCUAUCGAUCGCGGUGGUUUGGUAAUCUGGAUGGCUGGCCAAAGCCUUGA